Messenger RNA from Loxodonta africana (African savanna elephant), 2895 nucleotides. RefSeq names its product bombesin receptor subtype 3 (gene BRS3). Gene Ontology annotation, molecular function: bombesin receptor activity. Gene Ontology annotation, biological process: bombesin receptor signaling pathway. NCBI's taxonomy places the organism in Eukaryota, Metazoa, Chordata, Mammalia, Proboscidea, Elephantidae. Gene Ontology annotation, cellular component: plasma membrane. The transcript is spliced from 3 exons. The coding region runs from base 628 to 1830 and encodes 400 amino acids. The record is from RefSeq and is a predicted model, not a curated record.
AUCACCUGAAUUACUACUCCUUGGAGGUGACAUCAGCCCUGUCAAAGUGGAAGUGAUUUGUUGCUUCGGUGCCUCGCUGAUAUUAAAUCUAGAGGAGCGGAUUCAAGUUUGUGCUUCAGGGAACGCACGCACUUAUUUCUCACAUAUAAGAAAAUGCAGUAGAGGCUCUUAGAUUGCAGAGACACAAAUUUGUUCUUUUCUAGGAGAAAUUUGACAGGAUUUGUAUAAAUUUUGCUGGCUAGAUAUGAAGGCAGGGGGAUUCUACUAAACAAUAGCUAUUAUUUUAUAAUGUAUGGUUACUCAUAGGCUUCCCCAAGGGGGAAGAAUAAGCAACUGCAGAGCAUUUCCUAAUACCCCCCUCCCUACCCUCAUGUCACACCUGUCACUCAAACACCAAUAAGACUCCUCCACCUCCCACUCUGCAGUGCCAGCUCGGUAAGCAUUUAGCCAAGCAUGCUGGGAGAUACAGUACAUCUGAAGGCAAGGAGUAUCCGGAUGUCUUGAAUUCUCAUUCCACUCUGUUCUGCUCUGAUGCCACCUCGUUACUAGACAUUGGCAUUAGACGUAGCAAUCAACUACAUUUGAACUGAGCAGAAGGCACAUUAAAGAUUGAAGUGUUCAGAAGAAAUGUCUCAAGAAAAGCCUCAGGCACCUAAUCAGACUUUGAUUUCUACAACAAAUGACACAGAAUCAUCAAGCUCUCUCAUUUCUAACGAUACCACAAAUAAAGGCUGGACUGAAGACAAUUCUCCAGGAAUAGAAGUAUUGUGUGCCAUCUAUAUCACUUAUGCUGUGAUCAUUUCCGUGGGCAUCCUUGGAAAUGUUAUUCUCAUCAAAGUCUUUUUCAAGACCAAGUCCAUGCAAACAGUGCCAAAUAUUUUCAUCACCAGCCUGGCUUUUGGAGAUCUUUUACUUCUGCUAACUUGUGUGCCGGUGGAUGCAGCCCACUACCUUUCAGAUGGAUGGCUGUUCGGAAGGAUUGGUUGUAAGGUACUGUCUUUUAUCCAGCACACUUCUGUUGGUGUGUCAGUGUUCACACUGACAAUUCUCAGUGCUGACAGAUACAAGGCAGUUGUGAGACCCCUGGAGCGACAGCCCUCCAAUGCCAUCCUGAAGACCUGUGCAAAAGCUGGCUGCAUCUGGAUCGUGUCUAUGAUCAUUGCUGUACCAGAGGCUGUAUUUUCAAACGUGUAUACUUUCCAAGAUCGCAAGAAAAAUACGACAAUUGAAUCCUGUGCCUCUUACCCUGAGUCUGAGAGGCUCCUGCAAGAGAUACAUUCUCUGCUGUGCUUCUUAGUGUUUUACAUUAUUCCGCUCUCUAUUAUCUCUGUCUAUUAUUCUUUGAUUGCUAGGACUCUUUACAAAAGCACCCUGAACAUCCCUACUGAGCAGCAAAGCCAUGCCCGCAAGCAGAUUGAAUCUCGGAAGAGAAUUGCCAAGACGGUAUUGGUGCUGGUGGCUCUGUUUGCUCUCUGCUGGUUGCCGAAUCACCUGCUGUAUCUCUACCACUCAUUCACUUACGAAACCUACGUCGACCCCUCUGCCAUUCAUUUUAUGGCCACCAUUUUCUCCCGGGUCAUGGCUUUCAGCAAUUCCUGCGUAAACCCCUUUGCUCUUUACUGGCUGAGCAAAACCUUUCAGCAGCAUUUUAAAGCCCAGCUAUUCUGCUGCAAGGCGGAGGUUCCUGAGCCUCCUCCCGCUGCUGGUACCCCUCUUAGCAGCCUGGCUGUGAUGGGCAGGGUCUCGGGCGCUGGCAGCUCGCAGGUGUCUGAAAUUAGUGUGACCUUGCUCGCUGAGGGUACUGCGAAGAUGGAAGAUGACAGAGUCUAGCUUUUCAAUUAAAAAUGGUAUAUUUCCUCCCAGAGUGUGUAUCCAACUCAGAGCUGUGUGUGUAGGUGUAUGGUGUCAGAAUUUUUGUGGUUUGUGAGUUGUGUGGAAAUCUGAAGAGCCAAGGGUCCCUAUGAGUAAGAUAUAAGCCAUGAUUUUUCUCCAUAGGGCAAAUAUUAAUGCUAUGGGGCUUUCUAGAUAAGAUGAAGACACACGAGGUAUAGAAGGAUGAGGUCCUAUGUGCCAGUAGGUUGUGAGGGAGGUCAAAUAGGAGGGGAGGUGAAUGAAAUAAACAAGAUGAAACUUCAAACUGGAAUUUGUUUCCAUCACAUCUGUGAUGCUUCUAAUAUCUCGCAUACUUAUGUGAUUUGCAUAAAACUGUGUUUGUGUUUAUUACGUGGUGUUAAUCUAGUGUUUAUACUUUGCAUAUGAAAGAGGGAUCAAAAAGAGAGAUAAAACAUCUCUUAUGUCAUUUUCUUAAAAACAAAGUCCUUUAAAAAAAAAAAGGCCCUCACAGAAUGACUUCCCUUUGACAUUAAUCUCUAGUCCGCUAUUUGUAAAUCUGUGCAAUUGAAAUGGGAAUGUUUUGGGGUAAGCAAGCAGAAAGUACUUAGGCGAAGUGUCUGCCUUACUGGGUCAACACGUAUUGCUGUAGUUCUACUCACAAUCGCCAUUGAUUAAUAAUUGGGCAAAGUUAUUUUUUCACAAAUAUGGUGAAGAACUUGCCUUAUUCAUGGGCAGAAUAAGUGGCUUCGGCCAUGGUGUAAUUUGAAGGCCCCAGAGAAGGACCCCUGUUGAGAAAUCUGGGAGUCUGCCAGUGUGUGAAAUUCUUCCUUUGAGGAAAUUCAUUUCUUUCUGGUAAGCAGUGCCCUCUUUCUUAAAAAAUGCAGAAAUACCACAUGAAACUCCUAAUGCUUGGGUGUGCAGUUGUUACCAGAUCCUCUUCCUGCUUGGCUUUAUCAAACCUGAUGUGUGCCUAAACCCUUUAAGAGCAUGACCUAAUCUGCCCUGGGAGAUCAGAUGGGAGCUUCGGAUUUUCUGUCUUCUGCUCCUAUUGCUAGCACUAUG